CCAAGCGAAGAACAAACGUACUGGGGCAGCAAGGAGUCAGCUCUCACUCAUAUGCGACAAGCUUUUUACCACCGUUAUCUCCAUCGUUGCAAACUUUGUCUGUAGUGAAAAUGAUCAAGUGUGCGCAGGGGGUGUUGUCUCUGUCGGUCCUGGUGACAUUCGCCGCCUGCAACGCUCCUCCGGUACCGUUAGACGACAUCCUCAUUGAGAAAACUUUCGAACCAGAACAGUGCGUGCGGUCAGUCAAAGUAGGGGACUAUGUCAGGUAUCACUACAUCGGCAUGUUUCCGGACGGUAAAAAGUUCGACUCGAGCUAUGAUCGUGACAGCACAUACAAUGUGUUUGUUGGCAAAAAGCAGUUGAUUGAAGGGAUGGACAAAGCUUUGGUGGGAAUGUGUGUCAAUGAGAGGAGGCUGGUCAAGAUCCCACCUCACCUCGCCUAUGGAAAGCAAGGAUACGGUGACAUCAUCCCUCCUGACUCUAUCCUCCACUUUGACGUUCUGCUGCUUGAUGUGUGGAACCCGGACGAUGGCGUCCAGAUCAACACGUACCACAUACCUUCUGUCUGCAGCAGAAAGGUGGAGGUUUCUGACUUUGUCCGCUACCACUAUAAUGGGACCCUACUGGAUGGGACCCUCUUUGAUUCCAGUCAUACCCGUAUGCGCACCUAUGACACCUACGUUGGGAUUGGGUGGCUGAUCGCUGGCAUGGAUCAGGGACUUCUGGGAAUGUGUGUUAGAGAGAGACGCAUCAUCAAGAUGCCGCCAUCACUUGGUUAUGGAGAGAAUGGAGAUGGUAGCGACAUCCCAGGACAGGCGUCACUGGUGUUUGAUGUUGUGCUGUUGGACCUCCACAACCCUAGAGAUGGCAUCACAUUGACAAAUCAGAUUGUGCCUGACUCCUGCACAAGGAAGACAGUUGCUGGCGACUUUGUGCGUUACCACUACAAUGGUAGUUUGUUGGAUGGAACAUUUUUUGAUUCCAGCUACUCUCGUAAUCGUACUUAUGACACCUAUGUUGGACGAGGCUAUGUGAUUGCUGGCAUGGAUGAGGGUCUGAUUGGAGUCUGUGUUGGAGAGAGGCUUACUAUCACCAUCCCACCACAUCUUGCCUAUGGAGAGGAGGGCACAGGCACUAAGAUUCCUGGUUCAGCCGUGCUGGUAUUUGACGUCCAUAUCAUUGACUUCCACAACCCUUCAGACAACACUGAGGUCUCUGUCACCUUCAAGCCAGAACAAUGUGGUAAAAUUACCAAGAAAGGAGACUUUAUCAAAUAUCACUACAAUGCCUCGCUAAUGGACGGAACAUCUAUUGACUCCACGUAUAAUUAUGGAAAGACAUACAAUAUCGUCCUGGGAGCCAACCAGAUUGUGCCGGGGAUGGAGGACGGAAUGAUGGACAUGUGUGUGGGAGAGAAAAGGCACCUUGUUAUCCCUCCUCACCUGGGCUAUGGGGAGAGAGGAGUCUCUGAUAAGGUUCCAGGGAGCGCUGUGAUGCUGUUUGACGUUGAGUUGAUUGACGUGGAGGAAGGACUUCCUGAAGGCUACAUGUUCAUCUGGAAUGAUGAGGUGUCACCUGACCUUUUUGCCGAGAUGGACAAAAACAAUGACAAGCAGGUGGAGCCCUCUGAGUUUACUGACUACAUCAUGCAGCAGGUGAACGAUGGUAAAGGCCGCCUUGCUCCUGGCUUUGAUCCUUACCGCAUCAUCGACAACAUGUUCUCUAACCAGGACCGCAACGGAGACGGAAAGAUCACAGAAGCAGAGUUCAAGCUCAAAGCGGAUGAAGCUGCUGCCCAUGAUGAGCUAUGACGGACUGAGAGUAAAACAGAUCAGGGUGAAGAGCCAAGGGUCAGACAGCUGAGGAGAUGAGUGCUUUUAGGAAAUAUGUGGGGGCAUAGUAGCAACAGGUGUGGUUUUAUAUGGGGAACAAGCAAGUGUGGAAUGGGAAUCUCUCUUUAAGAGAGCUUUGUCUGUUUUUUAUAUAUGUUGGGGACUGAGAUGAUGAUGAUCAAAUAAAAUCUGAUUCGCACAAGUUUGAUAUGAAAGAGGAAGGUUUAGGUAAAAAGGAAUUAUUUCAAGAAAACAUUUGAUUUGAGGAUUGUGAUGACAGUGAAUGAUUUUUUACCUCCUUGUUCAUCAAGUUCUUGUUUUAUGUGAGUUUUUAAUCUUUUUGAAGGGUAUACAAGCACUCCUGUGUGUGAAAGAACAAACCAUGCUCUGCAUGUUCAACACUGUUUACAGGCUUGUUUGUUGUUGAGUCUAAGUUUGCUUUAUGAUCAGUGAGUAUUAACCUGUUGUCUUCCUGGUGCAUUGAGUUGAGCUUCAUUGAUGCUGCAUUCCAUUUGCUUUAAAAGUUGUAACUGUAAGUAGGAAGAUGUGCUAAUCAACGGCCUGUUGAUCCAAUCAUCACUUUUUAUCUCAGCCAUGUUGGAUUGUUAUGGUAGAGCUGGUGAGGUUUCCCCUUCUUUCCAAGUCACAACUCUGACUUCAGGGUUAUUUCCAGUUUUUAAUAUAUUGAACUUAGAAAUUGACACUUCCAAGUUUAAAUGGAAUGCACCAUUAUUUUAAAAUGCUGAUUUAAGUGAGAAUGUUAAGUAUAGUAAUAUUUUUCUUUCCCCAUAGUUAGUAGCAACACCUUGUUUUCUAUUUUUCACCAUUGAAAAUCAUCCACAUGACACUGGAAGGGGUAAAUGGUUGCUAUGGCUAUCCAUUACAGAUGGUUGGGAGGUAAAAACAGCUCCAGACACCAGCUUAAUGAAUUCCAAACAAAGGGUUAUUACAAAAAGUCUGACAUCUAAAACAGAUAUGCAGAAAAAAGUCAAAUCAUGGAAAUUCUACUGUCCCCUGUUUUAGGCCACUUAUAUAGGGAAGGCAAACAAAGACGUUCCUCAGUUCACAUCUAUCAGACAUGAGACUUGUACAGAACACAGACCAGUACUUCUGGAUCUAAUUAUAAACCUAUGUAAUGCUAAAGAGUGGAUGCUACAUUACUUUUGUCACUUUUGCCACACAGUGCUUGUUUUUGUCUUCUGCAAAUGGCAGAUUUUAUUUAGGAUUUUGUGUGUUCAUGUGUUUAUGUGUGUGUGAGAGGAAGGGAGAAAUGUGUGAUUAUUUUGGCAUCACUGUUUUUAUUUCAUGAGACGGCUGGAUAGUGGAAGUGUCAGCUGAAAAUUUUAUUUGAUAAAUGAUCUGACUUAAAUACAUGCUCAGAUUGUGUCUGUCUUUUUAUGUUUGACUCACC
Melanotaenia boesemani (Boeseman's rainbowfish) is the source of this 3243-nucleotide messenger RNA. It is a transcript of the gene fkbp9, whose product is annotated as FKBP prolyl isomerase 9. The transcript has 10 exons. The record is from RefSeq and is a predicted model, not a curated record. Bases 111 to 1811 code for a protein of 566 amino acids. Gene Ontology annotation, molecular function: peptidyl-prolyl cis-trans isomerase activity; calcium ion binding. Lineage: Eukaryota; Metazoa; Chordata; Actinopteri; Atheriniformes; Melanotaeniidae.